GCGGAGCAGUCAGUCCUAAAAGGAAAAGCAGUCGUAAAAACUCUUUGGAGCUCCUCGGCUACCGUGUAAUUACACUCUUCCCCCGCGACGUGGUUCAUGAGAGACUGCAGCCAGUUCUCAGACAUGGUGGAAAGUUAAUUUUAAAGAGAAGAGCUCCUCGUGUUGGUGUGUUGCUACAACUUCGCUCAGUCCAGCCGCCGUUCCGCCGCGACCACACCCUCCCUGCUUCCUCAUAGUACUGCAGCGGGAGCGCGCAGCGCGGCUUUGAAUCUGGGAAUAACGGCUGCUUCUUCCAGCUCUGCUGACGUUUACGGGAGCGCGGAGUCAAACACAACAAGUGAGUUACAUGUUCGGGGACUACGGACCGGUAUGGAUAUGAGAAGCGAGUCCCAGCAGAAGAUAUGUGGGGCUACACACUCUCUGGUCCCGAGUUAAGACGCGGAGGAGGAGGAGGGGGAGGAGGAGGAGGUGGUGGGGGGCGGACAGACGGAGGAUGCAUAUGGAGUCGAAGCGACCGGAGCAACUGUUAGCUUCUAACCCAGGGCUGUGUUUGAAAAAGAAGAGGUUGAAAGUGGAUUGAGUGGUUUGUGUUGUUGGACUGUCGCCCUUUCGGUGGAUUUAACUUUGGGAAGGACUCAUGAAAUGAUGGUGCUGGAGGGAAACACAACUCUUCCCGCUGUCCAGAAGAGCUGCCCGGGUGGUGCCCCGUUUGGAACCAGCAUGAGUACGCCAGGCCGGUUAAACUCAUUGGGAACAAGUCGGACAAGAUCUCGGUGCUGUUACAGGCUACUUGCUCUCUUGCGAGUGGACAUAAAAUGAUAUGUUAUUGAUCACAGUAAAAAAAAAAAAAAAAGACUCAUCAAAGGCAUCUAGUUAAUGUUGAGGUGAUGUUUUCUUGGUUCUAGUCACAGAUAGAUCCUCAGUAAAGGCAUCUAACGUUACUAAAAUAGCACGAAGGCAGUAUAGCAAGUGUAAUUCAAAUUGAUAAUGUGCUAUUAUUUUAAAACAUAAGGAGCUUUUGACUUUAAAAAAAAAUAUAUAAAUCUCAAUCUGCACUUUGCCUCGUAGAAGGCACCUUGGCGGCACUGCAGUUUGUGUGUGAUUUCUUUUUUUUUAAUUCAACAACCUGUGAAUUCUUCUGUUCCACACAAAACUUGGGACUUUAAUAAGAAUAUUGACUUUUGAAUUAUGUUGUUCAGGGCAUUUAAAUUAAUGUGUCGAGAUAAGAGCAUAUUAUAGCUUAUUACACUGAUUACUCAGCAGUUGUCUGGAUUUGACUGUGUAAUAUUGUGACAUUAUUAAUCAUCAAGGUAAAUCAUUGUGGGAAUAUGCCAGGUCAUAGUGUGUGACUUAUAUUAUAACAGAAUUUAGAAACACAGCAGUUAACAAAGGGGAAGUCAUUCCAGUAAUGCAGUAAUUUAGUUUUGCUCUUUCUUCAUGUUUACAUUGAGAUUACAUGUCCUGUGUGUCAGCAUAUAUUGUACAGUUUAUCCAUACUCUGAAGGAAUAUAAGGAAGACUGUUUGGCCAGUUGUUAUUUAAAAGAUUUUAAAAAACACAGUGAGCUGAGGCUUAUCUUGGAAAUGUCUUAAACAGUACAAUGCAGUGUGCAGCAGCAGAAAACUAUAACUGAACCCCUCCAGAAGAGCAGUUUGACCUUCUCUCCACCCCCCCCCCCCCCCCCUCCCUUCACCCAACUCCCCUCCUUAUUAUGGCUAGUGGUGGCUCUGGCAAGUCGGCCAGCGAGGGAUCAGCCAGCACACCCGGUGGCAGUUUGCAGCAGAGGAAGCGGCUCUCCUCCGUCUGUGACACAUGUAAGGGCAAGAUGCAGCUGGUGGCCGACCUCCUCCUGCUGUCCAGCGAGACCCGGCCGGUCAUGACCUCCGAAGGCGUGGCGGUAGCCGACACGUUCGACCAGUGUCGCGACACGGUCAUCGCCAGGACUAAAGAGCUCUCCAUUCUCACCCACGACAUCCAGAGCCAGCUCAACAUGGGUCGCUUCACAGAGGUGGGGGACCGCCUGCUGGAAAUGGCCGAUCUGGUGGUUUCCUUGACCGAGUGCUCGGCCCACGCCGCUUACCUGGCGGCGGUGGAGACCCCCGGCUCUCAGCCCUGCUCGCCGGGUCUGGUGGACCGCUACAAGGUGACUCGCUGCCGGCACGAGGUGGACCAGAGCUGCGGCGUCCUCCGAGUCACGCCCCUGCCGGACCUCACCCCCCAGCUCCUCCUCGAGCUCUCUCAGAACAUCUCCACCAACCUCAAGACUUUAACAGACAUCUCGUCGCUGGCCAUCGAGAGGUCCAGGGACCGCUUUGCAAAAGAACAGUUCAAGCUGAGCGUCAAGAGCAUGAGCACGAGCGGCACCGCCUUCCUGGCUUGUGUCAAAGAGGUGAAAACUCAGCCCAGCGAGCUGACCAGGAACCGCUGCGUCCUGUUCAGCGCCGCUCUGGUCCAGACCGUCAGCGCCCUGGUGGGGUUUGCCACAGAGCCUCAGUUCCUGGGAAGAGCUGCGAGUAUCUCCGCUGACGGGAAGGGGGUACAGACUGCAGUUUUAGGGGGGGCCAUGAGUGUGGUUUCAGCCUGCGUCCUCCUCACUCAGGGCCUCAGGGACGUCGCCCAGCAUCCCGAGAGCAGCUCCAAAAUGGCGGACUACAGGGAGCGUCUGCGUAACUCGGCGUGUGCUGUAUCGGACGGCUGCACUCUGCUCACUCAGGCACUCAGAGAACGCUCCUCUCCAAGGACUCUGCCGCCAGUCAACUCUCAUUCUGUGAAUUAGUUCAGGAAGAGGCAAUAUGAUCUCCAGUCCCCCCUCUGUCCUAUACCGAUGUACCAAAGAGACUCAGCAGGGUGAUCCCUGCUCAUCAGGUUUAGAGUCAGAGUAACAUCAGAGGAAGGCUGUCUGCAGGUCUGCUCAGGUGGUAGAAGUGUGUUAACAUGUAGAGGAGCACUAAAACAACGGCUACAGGGUUCAGUGUCGCGCUGGAUGUGACUCAGACCUUGUUAAAUGGACCGCUUUACCGCUCUGAGCCUGACCUCCGGCUCACCAACAGACAGCAGCCUUCAAACCUGAAAAGUUUACCUCAGUUUUCAGCCCUAGUGAAAACACCAGCCUCGAUGAUGGAUGUAGCCUCGCUGUGUGAACCUAUGGUUGGCUGACCUGCUCGAGUACAUGUGCUUUGUGAGAUUGGGAAGAGUGACGAGUGUCUCAAUGCUUGUUUUUUGUUUUUUGUUUUUUUUCUCAUUGUGUGUGAAUUCUUAAUUGGUAAAAGCUGCUGUGAGUGUGUGCCAUAGGUUUUACACUAUUUACCAGACUCCCAUAGUAUUUUAAUGUGUUUUGAUCAUGCAUGUAAUGGAGUAUUUAUUUCAA
Molecule: messenger RNA, 3366 nt
Organism: Scomber scombrus (Atlantic mackerel)
Lineage: Eukaryota; Metazoa; Chordata; Actinopteri; Scombriformes; Scombridae
Gene: tlnrd1
Product: talin rod domain containing 1
Exons: 1
Coding region: 1711-2775 (354 amino acids)
Molecular function (GO): actin binding
Source: RefSeq, a predicted model, not a curated record